Molecule: messenger RNA, 440 nt
Organism: Schistosoma intercalatum
Lineage: Eukaryota; Metazoa; Platyhelminthes; Trematoda; Strigeidida; Schistosomatidae
Source: the annotation of a GenBank genome assembly
GAAGUAGUGUGCGCAUUCUCAAUGAACAAUACCUAAGUAAAUUCCCCCCCAAAUAACUACUUCACACCCAAAAUUGAACGAGCUCAAUACUUACUAAUUUGUUUUAGAAAAUUAUGAAGGAUAACAAUUGUUCAUCUCACUGUCGUUGUAUAUGCCAAUCCGAUACUGACGUCAACAGUAAGAAUGGUACAGUUACUAACGGUAAAACGCUGCUAGCUACAAACUACACGUUUGUUAAAUUAAAACCAAAUACUAUAACAGAUAUCUACAUAAAUUGUAUGUUGUUAACAUGUAUUUUAAUAACUAUCUUUGUAUGUUCUCGACCAUUUACAGAACAUUUUAUAAUACGUUUAGUAUUUGGUGAAUCUUUAAAUUAUUGUAAUUAUACAUACAUACCUUCAAAAUAUAACUAUCGUCGACCAUAUAAAAUUUACAAUUAA